ACUAGCAAGUUUCAUCUGUUUGUUGAACUGUGGUAUUAUUACAGGUACUGAACAUGAACUCCAUCAGUGCUAUGUCUAAACUGUUUAUGAAUGCUUUACCUAGGAGGACCCUUCAGUUUCCUGGAGUGAAGCUGCAGGCAUUUGUAAGACAAUGUAGUACAUAUUAUCCAAUAGAUGAUACAAUGUUUGGUCUGACCGACGAACAACAGCAGCUACGUCAGACUGUUUUUCAGUUUGCACAGAAAGAACUUUCUCCUUUUGCCCAGGAUAUUGACAAAAAUAAUAGUUUUCCUCAGAUGAAGGAAUUUUGGAAAAAAUUGGGAGACUUGGGUUUAAUGGGAGUGACUGUCCCUGCUGAAGAUGGUGGCUUAGGUUCUGGCUACUUAGAGCACUGCAUUAUUGUUGAAGAACUGUCUCGAGCUUCUCCAGGCAUAUCUCUUAGUUAUGGUGCACAUUCAAACCUCUGUGUCAAUCAGAUAGCUAGAAAUGGGAACAAAGAACAGAAGAAAAAAUAUUUACCUAAGUUGAUUAGUGGAGAACAUAUUGGAGCUCUGGCUAUGAGUGAAGCUGGCUCUGGAUCUGAUGUUGUCUCCAUGAAAUUGAAAGCUGAAAAGAAAGGGGACUACUACAUACUAAAUGGCAACAAAUUUUGGAUUACAAAUGGGUCAGUAGCAGAUGUGCUGUUUGUGUAUGCCAAAACAAAUCCAAAAGCAGAAAAACAACAGCAUGGAAUUAGUGCCUUUAUUAUAGAAAAGGACAUGCCUGGUUUCAGUGUAGCCCAAACCUUGGACAAACUUGGAAUGAGAGGUUCCCCUACAGUGGAAUUGGUAUUUGAAGAUUGCAAAGUUCCUGCUGAAAACUUGGUGAAAGAAGUAAACAAAGGAGUGUAUGUUUUAAUGAAUGGAUUGGAUUAUGAACGACUCGUUUUGGCAGCAGGACCUGUUGGAAUAAUGCAGGCUUGCUGUGAUGUCACAUUUGAUUAUGUUCAUCAGAGAAAACAAUUUGGGAAGCGAAUUGGAGAGUUUCAGCUGAUCCAAGGGAAGCUAGCUGACAUGUACACAACUUUAAAUGCAUGUCGUUCCUACCUUUACAGCACUGCUAGGGCUGUAGACAAAGGUCAUAUUAGCUCUAAAGAUUGUGCAGGUGUUAUUCUUUACUGUGCAGAAAAAGCAACCCAGAUGGCAUUAGAUGCAAUACAGUGUUUAGGUGGCAAUGGUUACAUCAAUGACUAUCCAACAGGACGAUUGCUCAGAGAUGCCAAACUUUAUGAGAUUGGAGCAGGCACAAGUGAAAUCAGACGAUUGAUUAUUGGACGUGCUCUUAAUUCAGAAUAUUCCUAGGUUAUGUAUUAUUUAAGAUGUUGGAUAUGUUUAACACAAAGUUUCUGAAUAAUUAAUGGUUUCUGUGGUGAUAAUUAACAGCUAGGUGAUUACUGCAGUUCUAGUGACAGUUAGAAUAUUUGUUAAUUUUAGUAAAUUACUACAUAUUAACAGUUUUAACUUUCAGGUUUAAAAAUCAUAAAACAUCACAUCACACAAGAAACACAGAACUAAAAUGAAUAUUAAUCAACAAAGGAAAAAUCAUCUAAGAAUGAAACUUAACAUACUCAUGUUCUUGUCUCAGGCUUGAGUGAUCAAAAUUAACAGGGUAGCAGUUCAAUUUUCUACUUAGUUAAUUACAGAAAGCAACAUACAGGGUGAAGUAAAACUGACUAUACAGUUGUUUCAUUUAGAACCAUUAGUUAAUUGGUUUCAGUUAUCUUUGUAAUAUUUGCUUUAGUACCACAUGUAUAGUAAUUUUUGCUUCACCCUGUAUAAAUGAGAAAAUAAUCUAAAGAAAAAUGUAUGUUCUCAACCCACAACUAAUUUUUUUACAUUUUGAAUUUUCAUCAGCGGAAAUACAGUUCCACCCAAACCAGUUACAUUGCAAUCUCCUUGUUACAUCUACAUAUAAUAAUUGUUACUCCUACAGUUUUACCUUACCUGCUUAAGUUCACUUUAUCAAGUCUUGAUUUAUUGUUCAAAACUACCUUCCAUCUAUUUUUUCUGUGUUUCUGUUUUUAACUCUCAAAAAAUGGUAGGUGUUUCAUUUUUGAAUGAAGCAUUUUAGUUGUACUCUUAAAGGUGUACUACCCCUUAUCAAUUGUAAUAGUUCAAUACAAUAUGGCAGUAGUUAUGAUACUUGUCUCAUAAUCAUAUUUUUAUCAUUAAUUAAAAAUGUUAAGAAACUAUUUUCAUUAAAAGAUGAAUUAUACGUAUUCAUGAGAGUAUAAUACUCAGUUAAUGGGUGAUGAAGUUUGAACACAGUUUGGCAACAGAAUCUCCAGGCUCAUGUUAGUAACAAAUAUUCAAAAUAUUUGUAUUUUUUUUAUAGCUCAUUUGAUUGUUCAAGAAUGCACAUUCUAAAAGUUAUUGCAUCAUUUUAUAAAGUAUUUAUUCCGUAACUGCUUAGUUCUUUAGAACAGUGGUUCCCAGUUGGUGGUCCAUGAACAUGUUUGCUACUGGUUUUUAUACACACAAUGCUUGAAGAAAUUUCCUAUAAAUAGCCUAUAAAUACUUCUUAGUAAUAUAAAAGCAUAUUUUUGUUGUAAAUGUAUAUUCUGUGAUGUAUACACUAAUACAAAAAAUACUUAUUAGAGCUAUGAUUACACAGGAAGAACUUCUUGUUUGAUUAUGUAAAUGCACCAAAAUGUUUGAAUUUUUAUUACCUAGCAUGUUGGUGAUUAUUUUAGGUAUUUACUUCAUUAUGAAAGCAAGUCCUUGUAAAAAUUUUGGGGUAUUUUAUUUCCCUCCCCCCAAAGUUUUGAAAAUAUUAUUUAUUAGCUUUUUUAUGUGUUGAAUGUAACUGUCUAUAAGAAUAACAACCAGCAGGAUCCUACUCCCCUGAUAACCAAGUGUGAAAAAUUAAAAAAAUUGAUAAUGAACUAAGAACUUUGGAAGAAGAUUUGAAAAUGUGAGGAAAAUGUUUCCAAAAACGUAGAAAACAUUUUUAUAAAAGUUAAGGAUUGGAAUUAUUUAUAUAUACAUAAUCAUUCAAUUUGUGCAAGCUUUCAUGUUUUAAACCAACUGAAUUGUUUGUUCAUGAAGAUUAAUUUUUUAUUAUAGGCUAAGGUCAUGCUGAAUUUAAUUUUCUUUGCUCACAUCUUGAAAGCUAUGUAUGAAAUGUUGGAUGUAGAAUUUAAUAAAUGUUCUGCUGGAACAUUAUUUAACACAAAUGUAAAGUACUCGACCAUUCUUGGCAUUUGCAAGUGCACCAUAUGCCAGCAGUAACAAAGAGGAAGAUUGAAAUGGUUCUCAAAUUCCUAAGAAUGAGACAAAUAUUAGAUUAAGAGGUUCAUGAAUCCUUCAAGGGCAUACUUAUGAAUCCUUGAAAGUUUAAUGGUGUUCAGAAGUUGGGAAUUGAAAACGUAUCUUAUAGAGAGGCACAAGCCAAUUUAUAAUAUAGACAUAGAAAAUAACAUUUUUAAACAUACUUGAAACAUUCUUAACUCUUUUUUGUUAGGAAAAAAAUAUGUGCUCUUUAAUAAUAUGAUAUGUAAUCAACGUGACUGAGUGAAGGAGACCACUAAGUAAUGUAACCCUAAUUUAUGUACCUCUACAACUUCAAACGUUCAGAUCUCUUUGAAGAAUUCUGAUAUUCAUUGUGAGAAGACUUUGGUAGUUUUGUGAUCAACACAAAUAUUUAAUCUUAGAAAAUACUGCUAGUUAUUAUCAUUGCUUUUUAAGUUAUGGUAAGUGCUUCUGUAUUUGUUUACAUUACUUUGAAUAAAUUAUAAGUGGCUCCUUCUGUUUUUUUUUUCUGUGAUGUUUACAUAUUGACCCAUGAAUCUUAAAACUGUCAACAUCUUUUCCCAUGUUUCUUUGAUUUCACAUUUUACUGUAGAGACUGUUUAGACAUAAUCUUGGAUCCAUAUAUUCAGUUGUAGCUAAUUUGGCAGUAGUAAAUAGGAUUAUUUUGCUAUAUCAUUAAUCAGUGUUUGAUUUGGCAUUAUGGUAGGUUAGCAGAAAUAUCGAUAUACCUACCUAAAAUAAUUAAAAAGGUCAUAGAAAUGACAAAAAAAAUUGUAAAGAACUCAGAAAAAGAUUUACUAAAAGUGUAAUGAAUGCUGAAAUAUAUUUUAGCAAUACUAGCGAAUUUCCUUCUGGAAUUAAUAAGUGAAGGGAAAACAUUAUAUAUACUGAAUUAAGUCAUACAAGUGUAAAUAUUAUUUAACUACUAGGAGGAAUGGAACGUUAAAAUCUAACAAUGAAAGAGAGGGGGAAUUUAUAGGCACAAUUUCAAAAAAUUGUUAAAUAAAUCUUAAAACUAGUAAACUUGCAUGAAUUCAAAAUCAAAAGUACAUAGACAGAUUUAUAAAUUAGUUUUGUUGCCAAGUUGUAGAUAUGUAAAGUUAAUUUUUCUGAGAGCAAUGAGUGACAAAAUGAUAUUUACUGUUACCAUUGCCAAUAAUACUGAAGUGCUUAUUAGUCUUAGUUAUUAUAAAAAGGUUAUGUGUGGAAAUUCAUGUUUAAGAAUUAUUUUGGAGAAUAAAAUUGUCUUUGAAAGUU
Limulus polyphemus (Atlantic horseshoe crab) is the source of this 4547-nucleotide messenger RNA. RefSeq names its product isovaleryl-CoA dehydrogenase, mitochondrial-like. Gene Ontology annotation, molecular function: 3-methylbutanoyl-CoA dehydrogenase activity; flavin adenine dinucleotide binding. The record is from RefSeq and is a predicted model, not a curated record. The coding region runs from base 54 to 1340 and encodes 428 amino acids. NCBI's taxonomy places the organism in Eukaryota, Metazoa, Arthropoda, Merostomata, Xiphosura, Limulidae. Gene Ontology annotation, biological process: L-leucine catabolic process. The transcript is spliced from 12 exons. Gene Ontology annotation, cellular component: mitochondrion.